Messenger RNA from Monopterus albus (swamp eel), 2342 nucleotides. It is a transcript of the gene gfod2, whose product is annotated as glucose-fructose oxidoreductase domain containing 2. The record is from RefSeq and is a predicted model, not a curated record. The coding region runs from base 677 to 1828 and encodes 383 amino acids. The transcript is spliced from 3 exons. NCBI's taxonomy places the organism in Eukaryota, Metazoa, Chordata, Actinopteri, Synbranchiformes, Synbranchidae. Gene Ontology annotation, molecular function: nucleotide binding.
AGACAGGUUAGCUAUAUAUGUGAACUAGGUAAAGUGAAGUUUUGAUAUGCUUUGCGAAUGUCUAGCUCGUUGGCUAGCUGAACAGGCUAGCUAGCUAGCCUUAUCAAUAACCUCACUGUUCAGCUAGCUUAGUGAAUGUUAAGUUAGCGUUAGCUAUCCGGUGUAGUGUCGAGAUCUAUUCCCCAGUCGGGAUGUGUAUCCCCUACCUGAACCCUACCCUUAUCCUAAUCAUAACCACAGAGGGGGGCGCUACUAGAAAACAGUUUUAACAGGGGGAAACAUCCUGACGAGGGAACAGAUUUCGACACAACACUGGAGCAUACAAUGCUAUGCCUAUCUAUGCUGAAAUAGGGGGCCACUUAACGCAAAUUUGUGUUAUUGUAAAAAUCUCAAUAACGACACUUUCGAUUGGCCUUGUUACGAGCAACAUAGCACGCACGACUAGAUUACUUUAAAGAGGUGUAUGAGUGACUUUCAGCCUGGUAAAUCUAUGUUUGAUCCGAAUAUUUGAGUCCUAAGGUAAUGCAGUAUGAAGAGGAAAGAGAGGUUAUUUUUCUCCAGAGGUUACAUAGAUAACUUUCCCAGUAGUAAAGGCGCUGACAGACGAGUGGAUCAUAGGCUCUUGAGAUGUUAGGCUGGCCAUGGUUCACAUAAGGUCACAGUGAGUGGCGCAGCCAUGUUGCCUGGAGUUGGUGUGUUUGGCACCGGGAGCACGGCCCGAGUGCUGGUCCCAUUGUUGAAGGCUGAAGGCUUUGAGGUUCAUGCUCUCUGGGGGCAAAGUGAAGAGGAAGCAUGCUGCUUGGCAAAGGAGCUCGGCAUCCCAUUUCACACCAGUCGAUCCGAUGAUGUCCUGCUGCACCCAGAUGUCGACCUUGUUUGCAUCUAUAUCCCGCCCUCAAUGACAAGGCAGAUUGCUGUCAAAGCACUGGGUAUAGGUAAGAAUGUUGUGUGUGAGAAAGCUGCAACCACUGUGGAUUUAUUCAAGAUGGUGACUGCAGCCAGAUACUACCCCCAGCUGCUCAGCAUCAUGGGUAAUACCCUGCGCUUCUUGCCAGCUUUUGUUGCAAUGCACCAACUACUGGUGGAGGGAUAUGUUGGCCAAAUGCAGGUGUGUGAUGUCCGGGUCUAUGGCCCGAGCCUCCUGGACCAGUCGUAUGGCUGGACUUGUGAGGCGCUGAUGGGAGGAGGGGGUCUGCACACUGUUGGUUCUGCCAUCAUUGACCUUUUAAGUUACCUGACUGAUGCUCGAGCCUAUCGCGUCCAUGGCUUACUGCGGACCUUUGUGCAACAAAACGGUUUGAUCCGAGGCAUCCGCCACGUCACCAGCGAUGAUUUUUGUUUCUUCCAGAUGUUGAUGGGUGGACCUGGUUCUGGCUCUGGUGUGUGUUGCACUGUGACCCUGAACUUCAACAUGCCAGGGUCAUUUGUGCAAGAGGUGAUGGUAGUUGGAUCCACUGGGAGACUGGUUGCCAAGGGAACAGAACUAUAUGGCCAACGCAAUGGGAGUAAAGGUGAGGAGCUGUUGUUAGAUGACAGCGGGUGGGUUGGGCCAGAGGUGAGAGACAUGCCCUUGCCUCACCUGCAGGGGCUGAGCUCCAUGGUAAAGGCACUGAGACAGUCUUUCCAGGCUCACGAGGAGCGCAGGUCAUGGGCGCGAGAACCUGUUGCCAUGGCACCAACAUUUGAGGAUGGUCUGUAUGUGCAGACGGUGGUCGAGGCGGUGAAGCGGUCCAGCUGCAGUGGAGAAUGGGAGUGUGUUGAGAUCAUGAGUCAGGAGCCGGAUCCUAACCUCAACCUGUGUGAGGCUCUGCAGAGAAAUAAGAACUAGAUAUAUUUACACCCAAGUGUAAACGUUACAUAUCUGACAAAACUGGGCUCUGAAUGGUUUUCCUUUAAUUCAGCUGCUUUGGUAGUUUACUUUACACAUGACUACUUUGCAUAUUUACAUUUUGCCUCAUUUUGAACUGAAUAUUUUGACUGAGAGAACAUAGCUGUUUUGUGGAUGUUAAACUGCCACCAUUGUGAUUUGUUUGUACACUAAAUGUGUCACAGCUCUAUUAUUCUGAUUCUCACCAGAGACUAUGGCAGAAUUGAAAUGUUUCACCAUAGGGGCUCAACCUCUGUAAAAAUCAGAAUAAUGGAGCAGUGCAGAGUUAAUUUUUUUAUUUUUAAGAGUUGAGAUGUAUAUUAAUAGUAAGUAAACUGUGAUAGUUGACUGCAUAUAUAGGAUAACAGGGAUUGAGUAAAAUAAGCUAUAUACAGAGAACAGAAUAAUUUGUAGCAUUGCCCCUCAAAAUGCCUAAAUCUUAAUACUUAAUUUUAAAUCUAUCACUCACACUAGA